UAACAAUCACGCAAACACGCGUCAGCAGCAGCUAACGAUGCUAGCAGGAGCGAAGCUAACAUGCUAACCUGCUAGCACGUUUCGCACCGAACUCCGCUCCACAUCUGCACGAUUCUCACUGAGUUCGUGAAUAACUGAGUUGAACGUGAAUGACGUCACGAAGCUCUGCGUCGUGCCGGUGGAUCCAGAUGUUGUGAAUCAUUCGGCUCCUUCAGGAAACAUCUGGCAGCGCGAAGUUUGCGUCAACAGCUGAUUCAUGUCAGUGGGUUCGCUGCGUGGAGUUUUGAAAAUGGCUCUGACACAAGUUUCCUCCAACAAGUGCGCUGGAGGCUUCCAGAAGGUGUUCGAGCACGAGAGCUCUGAGUUGAAGUGUAAGAUGAAGUUUGCUGUGUUCGUUCCUCCGAAGGCCGAGACGGACAAGUGUCCCGUCCUCUACUGGCUGUCUGGUCUCACGUGCACGGAGCAGAACGUCAUCACUAAAGCUGGAUGUCAACUCGCCGCUGCCGAGCACGGGAUCAUCAUCGUGGCUCCGGACACCAGCCCACGCGGCUGUAACAUCGAGGGCGAGGACGAGAGCUGGGACUUCGGCACCGGAGCUGGUUUCUACGUGGACGCCACCGAGGAGCCGUGGAAAUCAAACUACCGGAUGUACUCGUACGUCACAGAGGAGCUCCCCAAGCUGAUCAACUCCAACUUCCCCACCGCCGCCGACAGGAUGUCCAUCAGCGGUCACUCCAUGGGGGGCCACGGGGCGCUGGUCUGCGCCCUGAGGAACCCGGGGAAGUACAAGGCCGUCUCCGCCUUCGCUCCGAUCUGCAACCCGGUGCAGUGUCCCUGGGGACAGAAGGCCUUCGCCGGGUACCUGGGUCCGGACCGGGCUACAUGGGAGGCGUACGAUGCCACGGUGCUGGCGGCGUCCUACUCGGGUCCUCAGCUGGACAUCCUGAUCGACCAGGGCCGCGACGACCAGUUCCUCACGGCCAGCCAGCUGCUGCCCGACAACCUGAUCGCCGUCUGCUCCGAGAAGAAGAUCCCCGUGGUCUUCAGGCUGCAGCCGGGUUACGACCACAGCUACUUCUUCAUCUACUCCUUCAUGAACGACCACAUCAAGCAUCACGCCAAGUUCCUGAACGUCUGAGCUGCAGCAGCACGAAGAUCUGGACGAAGCUCGGACUCGCACGUGUUCUCACUGCGAGUCCCAGGAGAAGAGUCACGUCAGAACAGGAAGUCUGUCGGUGAAC
Limanda limanda (common dab) is the source of this 1241-nucleotide messenger RNA. RefSeq names its product esterase D/formylglutathione hydrolase (gene esd). The transcript is spliced from 9 exons. Gene Ontology annotation, cellular component: cytosol. Gene Ontology annotation, biological process: formaldehyde catabolic process. The record is from RefSeq and is a predicted model, not a curated record. Lineage: Eukaryota; Metazoa; Chordata; Actinopteri; Pleuronectiformes; Pleuronectidae. Bases 257 to 1138 code for a protein of 293 amino acids. Gene Ontology annotation, molecular function: S-formylglutathione hydrolase activity.